AUGGCGUCCCCAGAGCAGGCUCGCACAUCUGUCAACCCGGCUUCGGACCCCGCGACAACAACCGACACAUCGACGGCCGCGUCUAUACUCCGCGACACCCUCAUCUGGUAUCCGGGAACCCUCUUGAUCGCCUUCUUCAUCUCCGGCGUCACCUACAGCAUAUUUACUGCUAAAAGAGAGGACGAAAUUGUUGAGCCAGGCGUCCGCGGUCCCGGUGGCAAACCUCUCCCCGCCACGAAGAAGAGGAAAAGAAACAGCGAUGGCAACAGCAACCAUUGGGGUCCCGACCCCUCCCCUGCCUUCAAAAAGGUUUUCGCAUGGCUCUCUCUGGCCAUGUUUCUCGUCUUUUUUGCCAAUGGCAUCGCACACUUCGUCCACGUAGUCGAGGUCUGGCCGGCACAGCGAGACGGCCAAGUUGUCUGGCGCGAGACGGAAGAAAUGAGCGUCUUCCUGAUCGGCGCGACCAAUUUCUAUCUAUACCUUUUCGUCACGAUCCUCGAAUGGCACCACAGCCCAUCACUUGUACACUUCAUUACCUGGACGCUGGCCUUUGCCGGCGAGCUGACCAUCACUACCUGCGCUCUUGCCAUAUUCGAAAAGCGCCGCGACACCCACGGCACCGCUGCGUUACGACCUCUCGACAACUUCGACAGCAAGUCAGACAAAUGGGAUCUGAUCGACAUCGUCCUGGCCAUCGUGCGACUCGUUCUUGCCUUUUGCCUCGUAAGCACUUACACCGCGUUAUGGAUCCGCAAAGCCUGGAACAACAGGGACAAAUACGAUCGGGAUGCGGAACGUUUGGGCGCGGAAGAAGUUACACCACUUCUUAACGGUACGCGGACGACCUACCGCACCCAGAACGGCCGCGAGGUUCAUACACGCGAGGCUAACGGCCGGAGCAUCCGUGGCCGCAAUGGUAGUGCUACGGCCAGCACUAACGGUGCCGUCGGGGCGAUCAGCCUCGUCAAGGACGAGUCAGCUGCGUUCUACCGACCCGAGAAGAUGCCUCACAAGACGUGGUGGGAGUAUCUAAGGGGCUAUGGUGUCUUCUUCCCCUACCUCUGGCCACGGGACUCGUGGCGGCUGCAGCUCAUCUUCGCUAUUUGCACUCUUCUGCUGCUCGCGCAGCGCUGGGUGAACCUCCUGGUGCCGCUUCAGAUUGGACAUCUCACCGAUGCCCUCUCCAAGGGCGAGGACCCAUGGAAAGCGCUGAUCUUGUUUAUCAUUUACAAGCUACUACAAGGGCCUUCGAUGCUCCUGGGCGCUGUGCGAUCCAUACUCUGGGUACCCAUCUCCCAGUACUCGUAUCGAGCUUUGACGACCUCGGCGUUCGAGCACGUUCAUUCGCUGAGCCUAGACUUCCACCUUGCUGCAUCUCCUUCUGGUACCUAUAUCUCACCAUACGCAUGGCGCAAACCCGGUGCCGAUCAACGCAGGGCCAUGACCAACGCCGAUCGAGAGGAGGAGGCCGUGAAAAACGACUCGAUCACAAGCUACGAGACGGUCAAGUACUUCAACGCUGAGGACUGGGAGUUCAGGCGUUAUCGCAACGCCAUUCGGGUCUUCCAGGAGGCUGAGGCGCAGGUCACAUGGGGCAUGAACAAGAUGAACGUCAUCCAGGCGCUCGUCUUCAUGGCUGGCAUGACUGUUGUUCUGCUUUUUGGCUCCUAUCAAGUCACAAACGAACACCGAACUGUCGGUGACUUUGUCAUGCUUCUCACUUACCUCAAUCAGCUCCAGGGCCCUCUCAACUUCUUCAGCAGCUUCUACCGUACCAUUCAACAGGCAAUGAUCUCCGGCGAGAGGCUGCUGGAACUGUUCAAGAUCAAGCCCACCGUUGUGGACUCCGAUACGGCGAAGCCCUUGACCGAGUGUCAAGGGCACAUUCGUUGGAACAAUGUUGCGUUCGCCUACGACCCACGCCAGCCUGCGCUUAAGGAGCUCGAUUUUGAGUGCACGCCAGGGACGACGACCGCGUUUGUUGGCGAAUCCGGAGGCGGCAAGUCGACCGUGUUUCGGUUAAUGUUCCGCUAUUACAACACGACAAGCGGUAGCAUUGAGAUUGACGGACAGGAUGUGAAAGAUUUGACAAUCGACUCCGUGCGGCGCUACAUAGGCGUGGUGCCGCAGGACACGACCCUGUUCAACGAGAGUUUGAUGUACAAUCUCAAGUAUGCUAACCCGAGCGUCACUGAGGAAGAUGUGUACGAGGCUUGCCGCGCAGCAAGUAUUCAUGACCGGAUCCAGUCUUUCCCUGACGGCUACAACACAAAGGUUGGCGACCGGGGACUGCGAUUGAGUGGAGGCGAGCGACAGCGCGUGGCCAUCGCACGCACCAUCUUGAAGAAUCCCAAGAUCAUCAUGCUGGAUGAAGCCACGUCGGCACUUGAUGCUCACACAGAGCAAGAAAUCCAGGAUAAGCUUGGCAAUCUCGGCCACGGCCGCACUCUUCUCAUUAUUGCGCAUCGCCUCUCUACCAUCACGCAUGCAGACCAGAUUAUUGUUCUCAACAAUGGAAAGAUUGUUGAAAAGGGCACACAUGAGCAGCUUGUCAAUGCCAAGGGUCGCUAUGCCUCCAUGUGGGAGAAGCAAGUACAGGCCGAGCGUGCCGCCGAGAAGGCGCGUGCUGCCAGCCGCAAAGCCCACAAACUCAUGCGCAAAGCCAACAUUGUCAGCAAGGGCCGUACAGACGGAACGUCGGAUGGCUACAACAGCCUCUCGUCUUCAACAAUCCUCCCUGGAGCAACCGACCAAAAUUCCAAAGCCACUGCACCACGCGGAGACACGUCGAGCUCAUCCACAAGUUCCGACGCUGAUUCUACACAUAACUAUCACGAUGAAACGGAGAGGUAGUAGACGCCGUUUUUCUGUCCCUGAGACAUCUGUCGACUUUCACCGAGCACGAUCACAUCUUGUUGCUGCGUUGCCGUCAGCAUGCGUUCUGUUGCAGGCACAGCCUUCAUUUCUUUCUUUCUCGCUAUCCCAACGGUUUUCUGGCUUUUUUGUUAUUACGAAUGUUGAAGAAUCACGACCUGCUACGGAUUCACGGAUCAGGAAGACUGCAUGCCUUAUUAUUGGCAACUUGGCGUUUGGAGUUCCAUCAGCAACGCUGCUAUUCGACCGCAAGCUUUCACGGCAGGUGGCGGCUCUGAUAGUCUUUUUUUGUUUUUCUCGAGAAGUCUUCACUUCAUAUCUCGUCUAAUCAUGUGGCGUCAUGACGUUCAAGGGGGGGAGGCAUGUAUGCCGACCGCUACCAUGGGCGGGAGAUCCCCCCUUGGACCUAGCAUCGGAUUUAUAGGUUUCUGCGGUGUUGACUACUCGUUGCUCAUCAGGACCACGACGUUACCCGGUCUUGUCUGCUGCUUUACUUAGUCCCAUCCUUGAUUAAUUUCCGAGAGGCAGAGCGUUUUCUCUCAACACAAGGCGAAGCUAUGAGGGCUUCUCUAUCAGGAGAGCCCCCGGGCUGUUAGGCGGGUUGGCGACGCCUGCCUUUUUGCUUGUCUGCCUUUCUGUUUUCUGUCUGUUCUUGUCUCUUUGUUUGGCCUCGGUGGACGGUCUGGGGGACGGCAGGCGGUAAGGGGGGAGGAGGCGGGAAAAAGGCUACACAAAUGAGCUGGCUUCACGGCUACUACGUACACAUUGGUUCUCGCACUUUCUAUAUUUUUAAUUCUUUGCUCAUAGAGGGUGCCUUGGCAGAGAGUGCUGGGCCAAUGCGAGCGUUGCAAACAAAAAGAUGAGAUGGCUGUCUUUUCCCCCC
Molecule: messenger RNA, 3757 nt
Organism: Verticillium dahliae VdLs.17
Lineage: Eukaryota; Fungi; Ascomycota; Sordariomycetes; Glomerellales; Plectosphaerellaceae
Product: heavy metal tolerance protein
Exons: 4
Coding region: 1-2853 (950 amino acids)
Biological process (GO): transmembrane transport
Cellular component (GO): membrane
Molecular function (GO): ATP hydrolysis activity; ATP binding; ABC-type transporter activity
Source: RefSeq, a predicted model, not a curated record